CGUUACCAACCUAAAAGAGAGCAAGCAGCGAGGCUGGUCCUUUUCAUCGCAUCCCUUCACAUCACAUCUCAUCGCGUAUCCGCAUCGCAUGUCCGCAUCGCAUCUGAUUCCCAGGUCUCACCUGCGCAUAAACAGAGUUGCUGCAUCAGGCAACCGGGCCGCACGGGCGAGGACGAAGCAGCCGCCCGGGCCUGAUAAUACUUACUCCCAAACCAACCCGUCAUGAGCCUCGAUAGCUCCGCGACGGCGCAGCCAGAAAAUGGCAACGCCCUAAGCGCAGAGGACAUUGCUCUUUACGAUCGCCAGCUCCGUCUCUGGGGCAUGGAAGCGCAGCAGAAGAUCCAGAGCGCCAACAUCCUCCUGGUCACCAUGCGCGCUCUGGCGAACGAGAUCGCCAAGAACCUUGUCCUGGCCGGCAUCGGCUCCCUGACGGUCAUCGACGACCAGCCAGUCACCGAAGCCGACCUGGGGGCCCAGUUCUUCCUGUCGGAAGAGAACAUCGGCCAGAACCGCGCCGAAGCCGCUGUCAGCCAGAUCCAGAAGUUGAAUCCCCGAGUGAAGGUUGUCGCCGACCCCGGAAGCAUCACGACCAAGGGCGCCUCCUUCUUCGGAGACUUCGACAUCGUCAUCGCCACCGAUCUCAGCCCCACGCUCUUCGCCUUCACCAACACCGCCACCCGGCUCCACAACCGGCAGUUCUACGCAGCCGGCACCCACGGCUUCUACGGGUACAUCUUCUGUGACCUGAUCGAGCACGACUACGUCCUCCAGCGCGACAAGCCGAACGUGCCCACCGUCGUGGGGCCGGAGACGCGGACGCGCAGCGUCGCCAAGGUGGAGCUGCAGAAGGAGGGCGGGAAGGUGAUCGAGAAGGUGCAGAAGCGCGAGCUGUACUCGACGUGGGACCUGGCGUGGGAGACGAGCGUGCUGCCGGCCGAGUACAUCAGGUCGAAGCGGCGGCUGCGGGCGGUGACGCCGGCGCUGUCGUGCCUGCGCGCGCUCUGGGCCUUCCAGCAGCUGAACGAGGACCGGUACCCGGGGCACAACAAGGCGGACCUGGAGCAGUUCACGCGGCUCGCCACGCACAGCCACGCGGUCCUGUCGCUGCCGCCGGAGACGCUGCGCUCCGAGUUCCUGCGCAGCUUCCUGCAGAACGUCGGCAGCGAGGUGGCGCCGGUCGCGGCCGCGCUCGGCGGCCAGCUCGCCCAGGACGUCAUCAACGUGCGCGGCCAGCGCCAGCAGCCGAUCCAGAACACCGUCGUCUUCGACGGCGACAAGAUGGAGGCCGACGUGUACCCGCUGCACCCCGAGGGCAACCUCGGCAGGGCCCAGCUCGAGGCCGCGAUCCACGUGAUACCCCAGGUCGACCUACCACAAGCAGGACUCCCCAUAGACGGCGGCGAUGCGAGCAUACUGACGGGGCCCGGAAUGUAACAAUAGACAGGCGGAAUAGGGGAUAGCCUCUCUCUCUGCGACCCCCGACGUCUUUGAUCCUCUCUUUUUUUCUUUUUUCUUUGCGAUAGACUGCGCACAUGAGUGGAUACAAGGGAAGGAAAGAAAGAAAGAAAGAAAGGGAGAAAGAAACAAUACCCGGCGCGUCUUCCGUCUUCCGCCUUCGCAGGCGUGUGUAUGUGUAUGUGUGUAGGUAAAAAUAACCAGCUCUCCCUGCCUACCCAGGAUCACUCUAACAGAGGGGAAGCAGGGGAGGCCACAAACAUGAAUUUUUUUAUUAAAAAAAUGCUCUUGCGUAAUAAUCCGCAUGAUUCGGGACGGACCGGUAGCUUGUCUAUUAUUUUUUUUUUCCUUCCUCCUAAGGGUUAGGGAGGCUGGGAGCGGGAUCGGGAAAGGGGCAGCAGUAGCAGCCGCAUCAAACUGCAAAUGAGCGCAGGG
Molecule: messenger RNA, 1890 nt
Organism: Durotheca rogersii
Lineage: Eukaryota; Fungi; Ascomycota; Sordariomycetes; Xylariales; Xylariaceae
Exons: 2
Coding region: 223-1434 (403 amino acids)
Biological process (GO): protein sumoylation
Cellular component (GO): SUMO activating enzyme complex; cytoplasm
Molecular function (GO): SUMO activating enzyme activity
Source: RefSeq, a predicted model, not a curated record